AUGCAACGUCGUUCUGUUCCACAUACAGAUCCACGUUAUAAUCAAUUACGUGCAAAAAAUAAUGAUAGUGUUAAAAAAUCUCGUGAAAAAUCUCGUCGUGAACGUGAUGACACAGUUGAAUCAAUAAAUAAAUUAGAAGAAGAAAAUGAAGAAUUAACUGAACGAAUAAGAAAACUCAAACAAGAAUAUGAACAAUUACAAGAUUUAUUUAAACAACAUACAGGAAUUUCUAUUGAUGAAAUAUUAUCAUCUCAAACAAAUUCAAAUCCAAAUUCAAUUUCAACUUCAACUUCAACACCUUCUAUACAACCAAAACCAAUUGAAGAACCAAUAAAAACUUCUUCUACACCUGUAUUAACAAUAAAUACAGAUGAAGAUAAAACAAGUGCUACUACACCAGAUACACAACUUGAUCCAAAUAGUCUUGAUGGAGCUAUUGUACUUAUUAAUGGUGUUCAAUAUAAAAUUAUGAAUUCUUCUGUAUAUAUCUUAUUUAUUCUCUUCUUUACAUUUAUACAAUUAACUACAAGUCAAGAGACAUCAUCAACUAAUGAUAAUAAUAAUAAAAGAAAAAAACAAGAUUUUUAUUGUUCAGCAUGUAAAUCAAUGAGUGAAACAAUAUUUCGUGAUAUGAAUGAUGUUGAUCCAAAUGAACGUGUUCAAGUUGGAUCAUAUCGUGUUGAUGGUCAUGGACAUCAAAAAUUAAAAGAUGUACCAAUUAUUGAAACAAGAUAUCAUGCUGAAAAUGUUGUCGAAAAUGUUUGUUCAAAAUUUAUUCAUGAUGCUCGAGAAAUAAUACCAAGUCCACUCAAAAAUCUUUAUGAACAUGCAUGUGAUGAUAUUCUCGAAGAACAUCAUGAUAGUCUUAUUGAUUUACUUGUAAGACAAAAUAAAAAUGUACAAACAUCUCGACAAUUAGCAGACAUUUUUUGUGUUGAACUAAAUCAAUAUUGUCAAGAAAAUCAACUUGACGAACUUUAUAAACCAACACCAACACCACCGUCCGUUGUAGAAGAGAAACAAGACGAAAAACAAGCUGAAGAAGAAGAAGAAGAAGAAGAAGAAGCAAAAGAAAAGGAUAAGAAUGAACUGUAA
This is a messenger RNA of Rotaria sp. Silwood2, 1095 nucleotides long. NCBI's taxonomy places the organism in Eukaryota, Metazoa, Rotifera, Eurotatoria, Philodinida, Philodinidae. The record is from the annotation of a GenBank genome assembly.